Molecule: messenger RNA, 897 nt
Organism: Zymoseptoria tritici IPO323
Lineage: Eukaryota; Fungi; Ascomycota; Dothideomycetes; Mycosphaerellales; Mycosphaerellaceae
Exons: 3
Coding region: 160-813 (217 amino acids)
Source: RefSeq, a predicted model, not a curated record
CUACUUCUUGUGAAACCAUACCAUACCAUACCACACCUUUCGUGCCUACUUGACCUCCCGUCCAUCCUCACCGCAUCUCCAACAACACCUCGAAACCUCAAUCUACCUACCCACGACGAACCUAAGCUCCCACCUCUUCCACCAACAACCUCAACAACAAUGGCCGCCCCCCGCACAGUCCAAUUCAUCGCCCUCCGCAACCUCCGCCAAACCACAACCCGCCAGGCCGGCCACCACCAAACCCGCUCUCUCCACAUGACCGGCCCAGCAACCUACGCCUCCCCCUUCCUCUCCACCUCGCAAACCAACCCCAACGUCUCAUCCACCCACUCCGCGUCCUCCAAAACCACCCUCCGCACAACCAAACCCUCAACCCAAGAGACGAAUCGGUCCCGAAAUUUCAAUACCUCCCGCUCCCGCAAACAAGUCAACGACUCCUCCCCCAUCGACUUUACUUUUUUCCCUUUCAUCUUCUCCUCCCCUUCCUCCUCCUCCGAGGAAAUGAACCUCACGACAGCGGUGCAAGUCCCCGUCCUCCCCUCAACCUCCUCUCGCACCGCCAUUUCGCGACUCGAGCAGACGGGGCAAGGAGGAGGAGGGGAGGUUGUGGAUGUGGUGAAAAUGGGGGCGGAAGUUUAUGCCGUUGCUCCCGACUCGAUUAUCCUCCCGCUUUCGGAUCAUGCUUCGCCUUCGGACGAGUAUAUGCACAUUGACUUUCGCGGGUUGGCGGAUAAAGUCGUGGAUGGGUUGGAUGGGUUGGUGAAGGAUGUUGUUGGUGGGGGAGGAAAGACUGUGGCGGAGGCGAAAGUUUAGGUUGGUGAGAUGGAUGGGAUGGGAGAGAUGGGGAGUACGACCUGCAUUAAUAUAGGAUUUGGGUCGAUAUCAGGCAGGUAUCUU